This is a messenger RNA of Papaver somniferum (opium poppy), 837 nucleotides long. RefSeq lists its product as uncharacterized. Lineage: Eukaryota; Viridiplantae; Streptophyta; Magnoliopsida; Ranunculales; Papaveraceae. The record is from RefSeq and is a predicted model, not a curated record. The coding region runs from base 412 to 837 and encodes 141 amino acids. The transcript has 4 exons.
CUUGCUGCUCAAAGUCUCUCUCUCUCUCAAAAACCCACAAAUUGAGUUCAGAAGUCACUCAGCACCAUGGAUCUUCAUACCACCUGAUAUUCAAGGCAUCUAGGGUAAACCCAUUUCACCAAAUUGUCUCAAACUUUCAAAAUACCCACAAAGUCUUCACCGGUAGCAGCAAAACAUCGAACUCAACCCUAAUUUCAACUGCAGCAACCAUUAAUUCUUCCCUAUUCUUCAUCAUGAACUCUGAGUCACCCAUCAAUAUCCUUUAAUUCUUCAAUUUCACCAGAAAUUUCAAAACCCUUGUUUAAUUUCUCCAUUAUCAUUAUCACCCAAAUCUUAAUUCAGUCCCGAUUAAGAACAAAAACCCUAGCCUUUUCAUAAUUUAGACUCGAUUCUUCUUCUUCAUUCAGAGGUAUGGAAGAGGAGGUUGUGAAUUUGCUUAUGGCACCACUCACAUUACAUCUAGAUCAGGGAUCUCUCAGAGAUGGUGUUUUUUAUGAGUAUCCAGGAUUAUUAGGAUUAACUAAAGUUGUUGGAUGGGAUGUUCCUGAUGAAUUAGUUGAUAAAUAUAUUCCUCUAGAAUUUUUAGAAGGUGCUGAAUAUAAUCAUAUUCCCAACUACAUUGGGAAGGUAAAAUAUAGUAACAAAUGGUAUCACCUUUUUCAUGGCUAUCACCAUCUUCUAAAUAACUUACCAGAGAAAUUCAAGAAUUGGGUGCUGUAUGAGUAUAAUUUGGAAGGUGGUUUCUAUCCUUACCAAAUAGAUGACUUGAUGAAACUCAUUAUAAGAUCAGGUGCAGAAGCUUUGGAAGAGGUGAGGGAGAGAGAAUAUCUUCAGUGA